UCUAGAUACCAAAAGAAAGAAAUCCAGGGCCCCAUUAGCAUUUUUCCCCCUUAGGAGAACAAUACAGGCUCACUGUAAGCUUGCCCAAACAUGGGCUGCCUUUUAUUAUACAUUGGUACAGUGCCUAGUGCAACACGGUCCUCUUCUGCCGGGGGGGCACAUGCUGAGCAGGAGUAGAAGCUCGGUGGCACACCACUAAUCAUCGCCGGGCUCGUAACAAAUACCACCUGCCGACAAGCUGGGUUUGCACAAAGGGGGAAAGGUGGAAUGCUUUGAACCAGCCCAGCUCCUCUGCCUGUUUGAAGUAGCAGAUGCUCGUCUUCAGCUGACUUCAGUCACUUGUUUGGCUCUUGAAAGUCAUUCAGAGACCCCGGAACUUUAUGGUUUUGAAGUAUUGGUGUCUGUACCUAACAAAGAAGGAAUCCGACAGCGUUGUGACUGAGCUGAGCAGCAGUGUGACAUCUAACUGCUGGUUAAAGAUGACACGGCAGCUUAACCUUACACGUGUGCUGGUUGAAGUACUUGUGAAAAUCACUCACCUGCAGCAAACAUGAGGUUGCAGUACAUCACUGCGCCCACCGUCACCAUCGUUCUCUUCCUGCUGUGGACCCAGUCCUCAACAGGCUGCAAUAAGGCUCUCUGUGCUAGCGAUGUCAGUAAAUGCCUGAUACAGGAGCUAUGUCAGUGUCGCCCUGGGGAAGGGAAUUGUUCCUGCUGCAAGGAGUGCAUGCUCUGCCUGGGCACCCUGUGGGAUGAGUGCUGUGACUGUGUUGGUAUGUGCAAUCCUCGCAAUUACAGUGACACACCUCCAACAUCCAAGAGCACUGUUGAGGAGUUGCAUGAACCAAUUCCUUCCCUUUUCCGAGCACUGACGGAAGGGGAUACUCAGCUGAACUGGAAUAUUGUUUCCUUCCCCGUGGCAGAAGAGCUGUCACACCACGAGAACCUCGUUUCCUUUUUAGAAACAGUGAACCAGCCACAGCAUCAGAACGUCUCUGUUGCAAGCAACAAUGUCCACGCACCUUACUCUAGUGACAAAGAACACAUGUGUACUGUGGUGUAUUUUGAUGACUGCAUGUCAAUACAUCAGUGCAAGAUCUCUUGCGAGUCCAUGGGAGCUUCCAAAUACCGAUGGUUUCACAACGCCUGCUGUGAGUGUAUUGGGCCAGAAUGCAUCGACUAUGGCAGUAAAACUGUAAAAUGUAUGAACUGCAUGUUUUGAAGCAGGAAAAUUGUAAUAUAGAAAUAUUGAGGCCAAAGUAAUCUCUCUCGGUUAAAGAGAUGGGGAUUGCAAAUACUGUGUUUUGGUGGAGUGCCUACUGGUUGCAAUUAAAUGCACCUGGUUGAAAAAAGAUGUAUAAAAUCUGAAAACUUUUU
Pezoporus occidentalis (night parrot) is the source of this 1377-nucleotide messenger RNA. RefSeq names its product twisted gastrulation BMP signaling modulator 1 (gene TWSG1). The record is from RefSeq and is a predicted model, not a curated record. Gene Ontology annotation, biological process: regulation of BMP signaling pathway. Lineage: Eukaryota; Metazoa; Chordata; Aves; Psittaciformes; Psittacidae. Bases 551 to 1222 code for a protein of 223 amino acids. The transcript is spliced from 5 exons.